This is a messenger RNA of Atta colombica, 1083 nucleotides long. RefSeq names its product testis-specific serine/threonine-protein kinase 1 (gene Tssk). The coding region runs from base 1 to 1083 and encodes 360 amino acids. Gene Ontology annotation, biological process: microtubule cytoskeleton organization; intracellular signal transduction; protein phosphorylation. NCBI's taxonomy places the organism in Eukaryota, Metazoa, Arthropoda, Insecta, Hymenoptera, Formicidae. The record is from RefSeq and is a predicted model, not a curated record. Gene Ontology annotation, molecular function: tau-protein kinase activity; protein serine/threonine kinase activity; ATP binding. The transcript has 4 exons. Gene Ontology annotation, cellular component: cytoplasm.
AUGGCCAAGCGACUCAGCCCUCGAAACUCGGAGGUGAACGCUCUUGAGCAGCGAGGCUAUCUUAUAGGCAAGAAGAUUGGACAGGGCUCUUACGCAACCGUCCAUUUGGCAGAGUAUAUUGAUGGAUCGAGCUCGAAAAAGAUGCGUCUGGCUUGUAAGAUCUUUGAUAAAGAGAAAGCGCCAGACGAUUUCUUAGACAAGUUCUUUCCCCGCGAGCUUGAGAUUUUAACAAAGAUAGAAAAUCCGCAUAUCAUUCAAGUGCACAGCAUUCUACAACGUGGUCCGCGCGUCUUCAUUUUCAUGCGCUAUGCCGAUAAUGGCGAUCUUCUGGAUUUCGUGAAGAGCAACGGCGUAGUGCCGGAACAACAGUCGCGACUGUGGUUUCGUCAGAUGGCGUCCGGCUUGCACUACCUGCACAGCAAGAAUAUCGCCCAUCGGGAUCUCAAGUGCGAGAACAUAUUGCUCUCGCGCAAGUUCAAUGUGAAACUGGCGGACUUUGGUUUUGCCAGGUUCUGCAUGGACCAUGAGGGCAGGCGGGUUCUCAGCCAAACAUACUGCGGUUCAGCGGCCUAUGCCGCGCCGGAGGUCGUCGCCGGUACUCCGUACAAUCCAAAAUUGGCGGACGUUUGGUCGCUCGGUAUUAUCCUCUUCAUCAUGUUGAACGGAACGAUGCCGUUCGACGACGAGAAUCUACCGAAGCUCCUCAAAGAUCAGAUAUCGCGCAAUUGGGUGUUCAGGUCCCGCGUCCGUGACACCGUGUCCACGCUGGCAAAGAACAUCGUCCGGCAGAUCCUCGAGCCGGACAUCACUCUCAGACUUACGCUCGAGAGGGUGCUGGGUCACGAGUGGGUGAGAGCAAGGAAGGAUAGAACAGGCUUCCUUGCCGGAAGGCUCGUCCAUUCAGCGCCGCCGAGUCAUACUCCGAUGUGUGGAGGCGGUAACCUAGGCGGGUCGGGAACCGGAAACGUACCUGUCGUAACGAGGGCACAACCCGCAUUAAAAAAUUCGGAAAAUCAGACUCAACCGUCCUCGAAGAUGGUAAAUACCUCAAGGAAAGAUCCACAGCCUAUCAUCGUGGGAUAA